CCCGACCGCACCCCCAACCCUUUCCCUUUCCCUUUCUUCUCUUUCUCUACUCGCUGCCAGCCGCACGCCCGCCCGGACCACCACCACCCACCACCAGUCUUCUCCACCCUCCAGCAAGACCAGCACGCAGCACGCUGCCCCGCACGCACCCCCUUUCCCUUUCUUCUCUUUCUCUACCCGCCGCACGCCCGCCCGCCCGGCGCCCGACCAGCAGCAAUCCACCGGACCACCACCACCGGCGCACGACCAGCACGCUGCCUGUCUGCUGCGGCCUGCCCACUGCCUGCCCGAUCGAUCUCGCCGAGCGAAGAAGACCAUUGAUUUUCGUCAAUCCCGACUCGGAUUCCGUUGUCCGAUGAAAAUGAUACAAGGAAUUUAAAUGUCUAAGACAUAUUUCGCUGUUGGUACGUGCGGACGUAGCAGAGCUCUGAGAAGUGCAACUCUGCAGUAAGAUGGCCUCUUUCAGAUGGGUUCUUCAACUCCACAAAGAUGUCCCGAGAGCCGCUCGUUUCUACUCGGAAGGCCUCGAUUUCAGCGUCAACGUUUGUACCCUUAGGUGGGCUGAGCUUCAAUCCGGUCCGUUGAAGCUGGCCCUUAUGCAAUCAAGCAGUGACAUUGUCAUGCAGAAAGGGUACUCUUCGCUCCUAUCUUUCACAGUGACUGACAUUAACAGCACUGUAACGAAGCUAAUGGCAUUAGGUGCCAAGCUGGAUGGUUCCAUCAAACAUGAAGUUCAUGGAAAGCUUGCAGGUUGCAGCUGUCCGUUGCCUCGAUGGGCACAUGUUGGGUCUCUACGAACCUGCAUGAAAACACCCCAAGACAUGCGGAGACAAUUGGCUUUAAUUAAAAGCAUCAGAACGUGGGUUGGAACAGAACUUUCAGAAUUCCACCGCAGUUGGGUGGGUUCCAUUCUCCCACACAAGGGGUCGCAUACAAGAAUUCCACUCAUCAAAUGAUCCCAACCAUCCUACCCAAUGGACUUGGCCGGUGGAAAUUGUUCGUGAGGUUUUUCCACCUCGGGAACAAUAUCCCAUCUGGCUUUUUCAUGUCUCAACAAGAAAGCAAUCAACAAGUUAUCAGUAUAUCAAAACUAACGAAGGUGAAGUAUGCUUUCUUGAACCUCCAUCAUUAAAGAAGGAUUGGAUUGGUGUAAAUAUAUGUUCAUCGUCUAUUUUUGAUAUUGAACAAAUUUUAUCUUACCAAACAUAAUUGAACAAUAUAUAAUUAUUCUUUCAAAAAUUAAUAUUCCUAAUAAAAUCCGACAAACUAUUCAAUCUGCA
Messenger RNA from Magnolia sinica, 1280 nucleotides. RefSeq lists its product as uncharacterized. The transcript is spliced from 5 exons. The record is from RefSeq and is a predicted model, not a curated record. The coding region runs from base 453 to 956 and encodes 167 amino acids. NCBI's taxonomy places the organism in Eukaryota, Viridiplantae, Streptophyta, Magnoliopsida, Magnoliales, Magnoliaceae.